Talaromyces atroroseus is the source of this 1023-nucleotide messenger RNA. RefSeq lists its product as hypothetical. The transcript has 2 exons. The record is from RefSeq and is a predicted model, not a curated record. The coding region runs from base 1 to 1023 and encodes 340 amino acids. NCBI's taxonomy places the organism in Eukaryota, Fungi, Ascomycota, Eurotiomycetes, Eurotiales, Trichocomaceae.
AUGUCUGCCGAAAAGCCUCUCCUGGUCGUUCUCGGAGCCACUGGCAACCAAGGAGGCUCAGUUGUUUCCUACUUUCUCUCACUGUCGUCUUCUCCGUAUGCAAUCCGUGGUGUGACUCGAAAUCUAUCAUCGCCCAAGUCCGUUUCGUUAGCCUCGCUUGGAGUUGAGAUGGUAGCGGGCAACUUUGAUGAUCCCUCCUCACUCGACGCUGCUUUCAAGGGAGUAUCAGUCAUCUUCACCGUCACUGAUUUCUGGCAUUCUUUCUUCGAUCCCUCGGUGCGCGAGAAAGCCUCUGCAUCUGGUGAAAGCAUCGGAGUUGUCAGCAGGGACAAUGAAACACAGCAGAACAAAAACAUUAUUGACGCUGCUGCCAAAGUUAGCACGCUCGAAAGAUUUGUAUUCUCCAGUUUGCCCAAUACGAGCAAGUUGAGUGGCGGGAAGUACCCUUAUGUCUACCACUUUGACGGGAAAGCAUUGGGCGAGGAGUAUGGCAGUUCAGCCCAUCCAAAACUUUGGGAGAAGACGACCGUGUUUUAUGCUGGAUACUAUCUGGAGAAUUUCUUCUCGCCUGCGGGUAAAAUAGUUCGACCUAAAUUGAACAAGAGCAAAACCACCCUCACAUUGUAUGUCGCAGAGCCUUUAGCCACGGCGAGCUUGCCUAUGUACUCUUCCAUCGCGGAUACUGGUGCUCUCGUCCAUGCAGUAGUUCACGCUGCGCCAGGCAAGAAGGUCAUCGGCGUCAACGAGUGGCUCAAUCUCCGAGAAUUUGCAACUAUUCUGGCUCAGGUGUUGGAAAAACGUAUCGAGUUCAUCGACCGCGAGCCAAAGUUCGAACUGGGAGACGCUGAAAUGGAAAAGGAUCAUGUGGAUAUGGUUGGAUUCUGUAUUGAGUUUGGCUAUGAUGGAGGCAAAGUUGAUAAGAGUAUUGUGCAACCUGCUGAUCUAGGCGUUCCAGUGCAGCUGGCAUCUGUGAAAGAGUGGUGUGAAAAGCAGGAUUGGGAGAACAUUUUGGAAGUCGAGUAA